GAUAGGGAGGGAUGUAGGGGCUGGAGGGGGUUACAGAGAUAGGGAGGGAUGUUGGGACUGGAGGCGGGUACAGAGGUGGGAAAUGGGUUUAAACAGGAGACAGACAGUUUUGUUUGACAAGUUCCAGUUGAAUAGAUGUCUGCUGAAAAAGUCAAGACUGAAGGCAACAAAGGCGCAGCUUGGGAAACUGCGAGAGAAGACAGCAGACGCGUCUGCAAGUAAAACCUGGGUCCUUGACGUCCAGAGGUGCAGUGCGACAAGAGUUGGCAUUCAGGAUGCCACAGAACACGCAAGGUACCAAAGGGCGCAGAAGAUGAUCUCAAAAGUACACAGCCUCCCAAUCCUGUUCCCUGGCUCCUCCACACAUGCAGGAAUGACAGACAAUGUCAUUGAGAAUUGGGAAUCAAGGACAUCUCCAGAUGACACAAGGUUGGGACAUAUCCGCUUCUGCAAUAGAGGUGGCUGUGGUAGGUGUACCUCACCUUUAAGAGAGGUCACCUUUAAGAACUCCACAUGUUGGGUGAUUUUUGGGACUGUGGUUAAAAAAGUUAGGAAAAUAGGCAGUGUUUUAAACCAUGGAAACGAUGCGUUACAACAUUUGCAGUUUCAAAAAACAAGUUACUUGAAUCAACAGUGUUGCCUGAUUGGAGUAAGGAGAGGGAGCAUGGUAGACACAUUGGCACCAUCCACGUGUGGGCCCAAGGUGAUUCUGCCCAGAAGCAGUCUUUUGUUUGGCUUUUGAACUGGCGACAGUAGUUGUGGGCUCAGGGGAGCGGAGUGUAGUAACAUCCUUUCAACUGUACCCUGGGCAGGUGGCCCCACACUGGCAUGUGGGCAAAAACAC
This is a messenger RNA of Chiloscyllium plagiosum (whitespotted bambooshark), 844 nucleotides long. Lineage: Eukaryota; Metazoa; Chordata; Chondrichthyes; Orectolobiformes; Hemiscylliidae. The record is from RefSeq and is a predicted model, not a curated record.